GAAUUUUCUUUGCCCCAAAAACCCCAGAUCUCUGCUACCCCUGACUUCUCAUUGGCUCCACUCUUUUUCAUCUCUCUCUCUCUCUCUCUAAACCAACUUCCAGUCUGCCACUACCACCAUCUCCACUCUUGGGCUUCCACUCUGAGCUCAAUUCUUGGAGCCCUUUCGUGGUUGUGGAUAAAAGAGCAAUCUUUUUCAAUGAAACCAAAAAGUUGUUGCAAAUAAAAGUUGCCCAUGGACAUAUACAAAAGACCCUCUCCCUUUUUGCUGCUGUUGCUGUUUUCUCUUCUUCUUUUGUUGUCUAUGAAACCUGAUGUGUAUUUGUAUGGUUUCUUUUCUGACUAAUCUUAUCCUAUCUCUAUCUUCUUUCAUUUCAAUGAUUCACUCCCAGUCUCUUACUUUACAUUUCGUUCUAAUUUGAAUACAUGAUUCAAUCCCAUUUUCUGCUCACUUGGGGUUCUUGAUUUUGUGAAUUUGAGUUCAUGACUACGUGUUUCACUGUGUGUGAUCACGUAGAAUCAGAAGACAGUUGUUGAUUUUGAACUUGAAAUUCAAGACUUUUUCAAGGGCUUUGACCAACUACUCACUCUAAGCAAAUUCAUUGCAUCUGUUUUCAGCCAAUUCUUUGCUCUCAAAUUUGAUGAAUAACAAUCAACAGCAGCAGCAAAAUAUGCAGAUGGGCUCUGCCGGCCUCACGCGGUACCGGUCCGCCCCGAGUUCUUAUUUUGCUAGCUUCUUAGACACUCCUACUGCCGAUGGUGGUUUUGGAGCAGAUCAUCUUGAGCAGCUCUUCAACCCUCGAGCUUCCAGUCCUGAGACUCAGAGAAUUUUCUCCAGGUUCAUGAAUGGCACUGCUGAUACAAUUCAAGAAAACAGCUUCUCAAAUAUGACUCUGCCAUCAAAAUCACAGCUGAAUUCACAGUUUUUUCCACCAAGAAGCAAAGAAUCUGACCCUCAGCAGCAGUUGCAGAGGCAGCAGAGCAACGACUACUCCUCGGCUUCUCAGAUUGUGUAUCAGACUCAUAAUUCCGGGGCUGCAAAUUCUGCUGCCAUGCAGAAUUCAUAUAAUAGACCAUUCGAUUCGUUUAGCUCGAUGAAGGUCGAAGGAGGAGGUGCCGUUGGUGGUUCAAGUCUCGUUCGUCAUAGCAGCUCGCCUGCUGGACUACUCGCCAACAUAAGCAUUGAAAAUGAGUUCGGAUCAGUGAGAGGGAUCGGGAACUUUGGAGGUGGUAAUAGUGCUAAUGCAGAAGCGUCGUUUUCUUCUGCAAGCAGGUUCAAGAAUCAGAUGGAAUUCUCGUCGAGGCUCUCUUCUUCCAGGCUGAUGGAUCCCAUCUCUGAGAUUGGGAACAAUGGCAUUGGUGAAAACAGUCGAGGGCCUGGACCGUUGGACGAUGAUCCUAGUAACGAUGGCGACUACAUCCCAGGUUUCACUUCAAACUCUUGGGAUGAUUCAUCAGUCCUCUCUGAUAAUUUCCUCCAAGAACUAGCUGAUAAUGACAACAAAAGAUUUUCAAAUGCAAAUGUCUCAGAUGAUCAGAACAACAAAGGUGGAAACCGGCCUACAACUCAAUUGUCGCAUCACCUAAGUUUGCCUACCAGUUCCACUGAGCUAUCAGCAAUGGAAAAGCUGUUGCAAGAUUCCGUCCCAUGUAAAAUCAGAGCGAAAAGGGGCUUUGCUACUCACCCUCGAAGCAUCGCUGAAAGGGUGAGAAGAACCAAAAUUAGCGAACGGAUAAGGAAGCUGCAAGAACUUGUGCCCAAUAUGGAAAAGCAAACAAACACAUCUGAUAUGUUGGAUUUGGCUGUUGAUUACAUUAAGGAUCUUCAGAGACAAGUAAAGACGCUUUCUGACAAUCGUGCAAAGUGCUCCUGCUCGGCUAAGCAGGAGUCCUACGUAGAUUGAAAUACGAUUGACGGAUGAGAAUUCUCAUUGUUUCAAUGUCUGUGUAUUGGAUUAGAUGUACAAAUUUCAAUGUCUGAGUGGAUUAUUUUGCUUUGACGGUAGAGUCAGAAUGAAUUAGGCUGAUUUCUUCUUGUGAUGUGCUUCGGAAUGAUCAUCGUUGGCGUUGGAAAUUGGCAAAUGAAAAAUUAAAAAGUAAAUUUAUUUCGAUCA
Sesamum indicum (sesame) is the source of this 2113-nucleotide messenger RNA. RefSeq names its product transcription factor bHLH130. Lineage: Eukaryota; Viridiplantae; Streptophyta; Magnoliopsida; Lamiales; Pedaliaceae. The record is from RefSeq and is a predicted model, not a curated record. Gene Ontology annotation, biological process: regulation of transcription by RNA polymerase II. Gene Ontology annotation, molecular function: DNA-binding transcription factor activity, RNA polymerase II-specific; protein dimerization activity; RNA polymerase II cis-regulatory region sequence-specific DNA binding. Gene Ontology annotation, cellular component: nucleus.